Molecule: messenger RNA, 1289 nt
Organism: Aspergillus wentii DTO 134E9
Lineage: Eukaryota; Fungi; Ascomycota; Eurotiomycetes; Eurotiales; Aspergillaceae
Product: amidohydrolase family protein
Exons: 2
Coding region: 27-980 (317 amino acids)
Biological process (GO): secondary metabolic process
Cellular component (GO): cytosol; cytoplasm
Molecular function (GO): carboxy-lyase activity; hydrolase activity
Source: RefSeq, a predicted model, not a curated record
AAGCUGAAGCUUUUGCAUCACACACCAUGGAGAGAAUCGAUACGCACGCCCACAUUGUGCCCGAAGUCUGGCGCCAAUGGUGCCUGAAAUAUGGUCUCCAGCGGCCAGAUGGAAUGUCUGGCAUUCCAGCAUGGAGCCCUGAGAGCCACAUUGCGUCGAUGGAGGAAAACCGCGUAACACGAUCCAUUCUCAGCGUCACCUCCCCCGGCACGGCUUUUGGCGACACCGAUGAGAUCUGUCGCCAGAUCACUCGCGAGACCAACGACGCCAUUGCAGGGGUCUGUGGCCAGUAUCCAGACAAAUUCGGGUUCUUCGCAUCGCUGCCUCUCCCUGACGUCGACGGUUCGCUGGAGGAAAUCGACUACGCCUUGGACACUCUCAAGGCCGAUGGCUUCGCCCUCAUGACCAACGCCCGGGGUCACUACCUGGGCGAUGAGAAGCUCGAUGCGGUGUUUGCCAAACUGAACGAGCGCAAGGCCAAGGUCUUCAUGCAUCCCACGGCCUGCUGCCAUCCUGAAAACCCCAAGGGGCCCUGGCCAUUGAACAAGUACAUGGCGCCGAUGAUGGAGUAUUUCUUCGACACCUCGCGAGUGGUGACCAAUCUGCUGCUCAGCGGCACCGUGACCAAGUAUCCCAACAUCACCUAUCUCGUCUCCCACUGCGGUGCGACACUCGCCCCGCUCGUCCAGCGCAUCGCUGCAUUCUCCGGUGGUGCUUUGCCAGCAGACAAGAUCAAGGAGCUUUUCCGCACGCGCUUCUACUUUGAUCUCGCCGGAUUUCCCUUUCCUGAUCUGAUCCAUGGGUUCUUGAACAUGGCUGGUCCAGACCGUCUGCUGUAUGGCAGUGACGGCCCGUAUACGCCCCCUCCAAUGGUUGCAAAGUUGGCGAAUGUGAUGGAUGAAGAGCUUCCUAAGCUCUUUGACGAGGACACCAUUCGGCAGAUAUACUCUGGAAAUGCCAAACAGAUUCUGAAUUUGUGAACGAUAGUAUAUAAAAUGCUGCCUGCGUCUGAGUAUAAAUGAUCUAGAUAGGAGUAGAUAUAAAAAGCUAGAAAAUCAUUCUUGGAGAUGCCACCUCUUUUGGUAUGAAGGUGUCCUCGGUUCCUAUAAAUAUACACCCAAUGGGAAUCAAUAUACGGCGUCUGUUUUGUAGUCUUUCGGCCAUUUUUCGGCUAUAGCAGUGGCCAGUGGGACCUCCAUCUGAUCAAAUUUCAUUUCAUGCGAUGUUGCCUUAUUACUAAGUCCCUGGGCAACUCUUGGGGUCCUCACUGGUGGAUAGUCAAUCUUGCC